Molecule: messenger RNA, 756 nt
Organism: Peniophora sp. CBMAI 1063
Lineage: Eukaryota; Fungi; Basidiomycota; Agaricomycetes; Russulales; Peniophoraceae
Source: the annotation of a GenBank genome assembly
AUGACGGGGAAGAGCAAGUGGGACGAAAACCGACAAGUCGCGCGACGCGCGUUCCGAGUGUCCGGCAAACGCCGAUUGGCUGGUUCAUCCCGAGCCUCUCCGAGCCGACGCGUCAGCCGCGAGAAGUCGUUCGACCCUUGUUUCUUCCCUCCACCAUCCCCGCUCCUCUCCCCCCCGCCCCGUCUUCGCGUCCCCAUCCAGCCCGUCUCUGCCGCCCUUGUGCGUCCGCGGCUGCCUGGCGCCGAUGCGCUGGCAUUGAUCCCGCGUUCCGCGCCUCGUGAGUCGUCCUUAGCAAUUGCGUGUUUCUCGCCUCGCAUUGCCGGUCAGCGUUUCGCCCCGCUCCCCCGCCCCCCGCUCACGAUGCGCCCGUGCCUACAUUCGUUUCCUGUCCGCUCGUCGCCUAUACGAACGGGCUUGGAUUUGCGUCUCGUCGCCGCAGUACCGGGUCGUCGCGCUUGCAUUGCGUCCUUCGCGUCCGGAGACACGCAGGCGCAUCGCGUCGCGAUGCCAUCUCGCUCCCUCGCGGCGGCGUCGUGCUCGCGCUGGCGAGCGGCCGUCCGGCCGCCUGUGACGGCGCUUCAGGCCGUCCUGCGAAAGCGCCACUGCGAUGCGCUACCGCGCGCUGGCGCGGCCCCGCGCUCGCUCUGUGCCGUUCGCGCUAGCGCCUGCGCUACUCGCGCUAGCGAGCGGCCUUGCGGCCGCCAGUGGGCGGCGCUUCGCGCCGUUCUUGGUGUCGGUUAUCGUACCUGUAAUUAG